Tachyglossus aculeatus (Australian echidna) is the source of this 976-nucleotide messenger RNA. It is a transcript of the gene MED19, whose product is annotated as mediator complex subunit 19. Gene Ontology annotation, biological process: positive regulation of transcription by RNA polymerase II. Gene Ontology annotation, molecular function: transcription factor binding; transcription coregulator activity. The record is from RefSeq and is a predicted model, not a curated record. Bases 1 to 744 code for a protein of 247 amino acids. Lineage: Eukaryota; Metazoa; Chordata; Mammalia; Monotremata; Tachyglossidae. Gene Ontology annotation, cellular component: mediator complex. The transcript is spliced from 5 exons.
AUGGAGAACUUCACGGCGUUGUUCGGGGCCCAGGGGGAGCCGCCGCCGCCGCCCCCGGCCGCGCUGGGCUUCGGCCCCGGGAAACCGCCGCCGCCGCCCCCGCCGCCGCCUCCGGGCUCAAGCUCCGGCACCGGGGCCCCCACGACGGCCGCCCCCGCCCCGCCCGGCGCCGACAAGACCGCGCCCGGGUGCGGGCCCUUCUACCUAAUGCGGGAACUGCCCGGCAGCAGUGAGCUGACGGGCAGCACCAACCUCAUCACGCACUACAACCUGGAACACGCCUACAACAAGUUCUGCGGGAAGAAGGUGAAGGAGAAGCUCAGCAACUUCUUGCCCGACCUGCCCGGCAUGAUCGACCUGCCCGGCUCCCACGACAACAGCAGCCUCCGCUCUCUGAUCGAGAAGCCGCCCAUCUGCAGCAGCUCCUUCAACCCCAUCACGGGCACCAUGCUGACGGGCUUCCGCCUCCACGCCGGCCCGCUGCCGGAGCAGUGCCGCCUGAUGCACAUCCAGCCCCCGAAGAAGAAGAACAAGCACAAACACAAGCAGAGCCGCACCCAGGAUCCCGUCCCCCCAGAGACGCCUUCGGACUCGGACCAUAAAAAGAAGAAAAAGAAGAAGGAGGAGGAUCCGGAGCGGAAGCGGAAGAAGAAGGAGAAGAAGAAAAAGAAGAACCGGCACAGCCCGGACCACCCGGGCGUGGGCGGCUCCCAAGCCAGCAGCAGCAGCAGCAGCCUCCGCUAGCCGGACCGCCGGACCGCCGGACCGCCGCUCCUCCCGCGCCCGAGCGGCCCUCUCUCUGCCAAGUUGACCUUGCCACGCGAGGGACGGGCAUGGCACCGGCCAGUGCCGCGGAGCGCCGUGACCGCGCUGGCAGUCGGCUCCUCCUCCUCCCCCAGGAUUGGAGACGGUUGAGGGAGCGUGGCGUCUUCCUCCUCUCCUUCCCCGAUCUCUUUUGUACAGUUUGUGCCUGUUC